Cylicocyclus nassatus is the source of this 712-nucleotide messenger RNA. The record is from the annotation of a GenBank genome assembly. Lineage: Eukaryota; Metazoa; Nematoda; Chromadorea; Rhabditida; Strongylidae.
UCUUCUCGACGUUCUGGAAAAUAGAUAUCUUUUGCAAAACCAAUGCUCAUACGUAAUUUUUGAUGAGGCGGACCGAAUGCUUGAUAUAGGUUUUGAACCCGAAAUGCAAAAGGUCUUGGGAUAUUUGCCUGUAUCUAAUCAAAAGCCUGACACCGAUGACAUAGAGCAUGAAGAAGCUCUGAUGAAUAACUUUGCGACAAGGGAGAAAUAUCGCCAGACUGUCAUGUUCACUGCCACGAUGUCACCUGCUAUCGAGCGAUUGGCUCGUGCUUAUUUACGGCGUCCUGCAGUGGUUCACAUCGGAUCCGCUGGACGACCAACUGAAAGAGUGGAACAGAUCGUUUACAUGAUAACAGAGGACAAAAAGAAGAAGAAGCUGGGUGCUGACCUGCUCGCAAAGGGCUUGAGCAAAUUGAAUUUCAACCCUGUCGUACUUCAUGGUGGCAAAGGUCAAGAAACGAGAGAGUACGCUCUGCAAGCCCUCAAAGACAAGACAAAGGACAUUCUUGUUGCAACAGAUGUUGCUGGCAGAGGUAUCGACAUCAAAGAUGUUUCGCUCGUGCUGAACUACGAUAUGGCUAAAUCAAUAGAAGACUAUACUCAUCGAAUUGGCCGAACAGAGGACAAAAAGGAGAAGAAGCUGGUUGAAGUGUUGGAACAACACUUCGAUCCUCCAAUCAAUAUUUUUGUCAAUCAAAAGAAGGUAGAAUAA